Molecule: messenger RNA, 939 nt
Organism: Leptosomus discolor (cuckoo roller)
Lineage: Eukaryota; Metazoa; Chordata; Aves; Leptosomiformes; Leptosomidae
Source: RefSeq, a predicted model, not a curated record
AUGCAGACCAGGAAGAAAUACAUUUUCCUGACUUUCCUUGCCUCUUGGCUCCUGCUUUUCUUCUUCGGAGGAGACCAGCUGCGCCGUUUCGCUUUCUUUUCCGGGAGGAAAGCCGAAGCCCAGAGGAACUGGCCCCACUGGACGGAUCGGUCCCUCCUCAAAAGCUUUGCAAACCCCGAGGAGCUCCAGAGCGAUGGGGACCCCUCGCUGCCAUCACCUCGGGAGCGGCGGGCGGCACGGCUGAGCGUCUACAAGAACAGCAGAUGCCGGAUGGAAACCUGCUUCGACUUCUCCAGGUGCGAGAAGCACGGCUUCAAAGUCUUCACCUACCCUCGGGAGAAGGACCAGCCCCUCUCGGAGAGUUACAGCAAAAUCCUCACCUCCAUCGAACGGUCUCGCUACUACACCCCGAACCCUGAGGAAGCUUGUCUCUUCAUCCUCAGCAUCGACACACUGGACCGCGACCAUCUCUCGGGUCAGUACGUCCGUAACGUCGAUGAGAAAAUCCGCGGCUUCCCGCUCUGGAAUGGCGGCCGUAACCAUCUCAUCUUCAACCUCUACUCGGGCACGUGGCCCAAUUACACCGAGGACCUGGGCUUUGACAUCGGCCAGGCCAUCCUGGCCAAAGCCAGCUUCUACACCGAGAGCUUCAGGCCCGGCUUUGACAUCUCCAUCCCUCUCUUCUCCAAGGACCACCCGCAGCGCGGCGGGGAGAGGGGGUGGUUGUAUCAGGACUCGAUCCCCCCCAAAAAGAAAUACUUGUUGGUGUUCAAGGGGAAGCGGUACCUGACCGGCAUCGGCUCCGGCACCAGGAACGCGCUGCACCACAUCCACAACGGGAAGGACAUCAUCUCGCUCACCACCUGCAAGCACGGCAAGGACUGGGAGAAGCACAAGGACACGCGCUGCGACAAGGAUAACGUCGACUACGAAAAGUGA